CCACUAGCAGAACGCAUUCCGUGCUUCAGAUGUUUCAAAUGCAGACGUCUAUCUGUAUCAUGUUGUUACUGUCGAGUGGGGCUAUCAGCGCCGGUCUAGAAAAAGUACUACCAUUAACAGAACUCAUAGCUGAUAUUUAUCAUCAGUUUGAACGCGGUUGCAUAUUUCUGAUGACCUCUCGCGUUCAACAACAAGGUUUUGAAGCUAAGAUAUUGAUGCAGAAAAUUCGAAAGCACUUAUUAUACGAAUAUAUUCCUAUAAUGGAUACGGUAUUUAGAACUGGCGUCAGCAGAAGGUGUUCUACUCAGCGGUCUAUAUACGUCGUACUCAAAGGCGAUGCAGAAACAAGAAACUACAUACAUCAGUCAUUUUUGAAGACACACUCAUCCAGAGCCAUCUGGUUGCUGUUCCUGGACAAGAACUCUUCCCUGGAGGAGUUCUUCACCGACAUUAACAUCCCCUUCGACUGCGAGUUCCUGGUGGCUCAGCCAGAAGAUGACCACGCCGUUGGUCUGACCGAAGUGUACCGUGUUAGCCCCACACUUCCCCUGCAGACAUACCGUUUCGGCAACUGGACUCCUGCUCGCAGCCCAACCUGGCCUUCAACGAACUUUCUUCUUAGAAGAAGCAAUCUACAAGGAUGUGUCAUUCGGGCAACUUAUAAACACGAAUACUUGGUCGUCAACAUAGUUAAUAAUUCAGACGGAUCUGAGGUUGCUGAAGGAUAUUUUGGGCAGAUGUGGACUACAAUGGCGGAGGAAAUAAACGCCAUCACCGUGUACCAUGAGACGGAAUCUUACGGCUCUAAAUCUGCAAACGGGUCAUGGAGCGGAAUGAUAGCGUUGGUGAAAAAUCGGGAGGCCGACAUCGGUAUUGGAGAUUUCACAGCAACAAGUGAACGAUCCAAUGUGGUGGACUUCAUAGACACAGUCGAAUUCUCAAGCACCAGAGUGUUCAUAAGGAUACCAAACAGCGCAGACAUGUCCUGGAACCUCUACCUCGCUCCUUUCAGCUACGGCCUGUGGCUGGCAGUGGCCAUUGCUUGCUGCGCCCUCAGCGUCUGCUUGGCGGUCACCAACAUCAGUUAUGACGGACAGAAGAGGAACCCGACCCUAUCUGUGGUGGCCAUAUUCUUUUACAUCCUCGGCUGUUUGUGCCAGCAAGGUCAGCGAGAUGCAGUCAACAACACCGCAGGGCGCAUUGUGACGCUGACGUCUUACGUGAUGUCACUGGUGAUAUUCGCCGGUUACUCUGCGUCGCUCAUCUCCAGUCUAGCCGUGCAGCCCAGAGCCCUGCCCUUCAGGGAUCUGCAGGGACUGUUGUCCGACGGUUCCUACAGGCUCGGUGUCCAGGAAAAUUCCGCUGUUCUCAACAUUUUUGAUGGAGCCGUGGAAGGAGUCGAAAAUGAAGUUUACAAGAAACUAAUUGCCCCCUUCACGAACGAUAUACCGAGAGACGACUCUGAAGGGUUUAAAAAAGUCUGCACUCUGCACAAGUACGCCUACGCAGGCUCUUACUUCGUCAGUCAGCAGUACAAGGGGGCGACGUUAUGUCAGAUGACAACACUUCCUGGAACUUCCUACCCGGAACCUCUGACCUACAUUAUUUCCAAGAAGAGCCCUUACAAGUACCUCAUCAAUUGGAAGUUAGCUCAACUUCGCGAGAAAGGAAUUCAAUCUAGGAUUCGCCAACACUACAUAACCUCAAAGGCAUCUUAUGUAAAUCGUUCUGCAACAACAGUGAACUUAGCUGCAGUAGCGCCAAUUCUGGUUGUGUUUGUGGCCGGAAAUUUGAUUGCAAUUUUCCUAUUGGUCAUAGAGCGACAGAUCCAUGGGAACUUAUUCAAAUGCUGGCCAGUUGGAAACUCCCGACGGCCAGAAAACAACGAAUGUCGAAAGCGUUAUAGCAAUCGAUUGCUUUCACUCUCACACAAAAAUGUGUACCGGCCUCCACUCUAUAGGAACAUCCAUCGCUCAAUACGCAAACAUAAAUGUAAAUAAAAAUACAUCAACAUA
This is a messenger RNA of Zootermopsis nevadensis, 2015 nucleotides long. NCBI's taxonomy places the organism in Eukaryota, Metazoa, Arthropoda, Insecta, Blattodea, Termopsidae. The record is from RefSeq and is a predicted model, not a curated record.